This is a messenger RNA of Talpa occidentalis (Iberian mole), 2050 nucleotides long. It is a transcript of the gene SHMT2, whose product is annotated as serine hydroxymethyltransferase 2. NCBI's taxonomy places the organism in Eukaryota, Metazoa, Chordata, Mammalia, Eulipotyphla, Talpidae. Gene Ontology annotation, biological process: L-serine catabolic process; folic acid metabolic process; response to type I interferon. Gene Ontology annotation, molecular function: mRNA 5'-UTR binding; zinc ion binding; mRNA regulatory element binding translation repressor activity. Gene Ontology annotation, cellular component: mitochondrial inner membrane; nucleus; BRISC complex. The record is from RefSeq and is a predicted model, not a curated record.
CCUCGGGGUUCGCUCGGCCGAGUUCGCGGCUGGCCUCCUGCUGCUCCGCCUGGGCUUGCGAUGCUGCCCUUCUCCCUGCUGUGGGCGACUCGGCCGCUGCGGAGAUGUGGUCAGCUGGGGAGGCCGGCCCUGCGGGGCCAGCACCGUGAGGCGGCCCGGACCCAGACUGGAGAAGCCACCAGGGGCUGGACAGGCCAGGAGAGCCUGUCAGAAAGUGACCCUCAGGUGUGGGAGCUGCUGCAGAGGGAGAAGGACAGGCAGUGCCGUGGCCUGGAACUCAUCGCCUCAGAGAACUUCUGCAGCCGAGCUGCGCUGGAGGCCCUGGGGUCCUGUCUGAACAACAAGUACUCGGAGGGAUAUCCUGGCAAGAGAUAUUAUGGGGGAGCAGAGGUGGUGGAUGAAAUUGAGCUGCUGUGUCAGCGCCGGGCCUUGGAGGCCUUUGACCUGGAUCCUGCGCAGUGGGGAGUCAAUGUCCAGCCCUACUCGGGCUCCCCGGCCAACCUGGCCGCCUACACAGCCCUUCUGCAGCCUCACGACCGAAUCAUGGGCCUGGACCUGCCUGAUGGGGGCCAUCUCACUCACGGCUACAUGUCUGACGUCAAGCGGAUCUCAGCCACAUCCAUCUUCUUCGAGUCUAUGCCCUACAAGCUGAACCCCCAGACCGGCCUCAUCGACUACGAGCAGCUGGCGCUGACCGCUCGACUUUUCCGGCCGAGGCUCCUCAUCGCCGGCACCAGCGCCUACGCCCGCCUCAUUGACUACGCGCGAAUGAGAGAGGUGUGUGAUGAGGUCCGCGCACACCUGCUGGCGGACAUGGCCCACAUAAGCGGCCUGGUGGCGGCCAAGGUGAUCCCCUCCCCUUUCGAGCAUGCGGACGUCGUCACCACCACCACGCACAAGACCCUGCGGGGGGCCAGGUCAGGGCUCAUCUUCUACCGGAAGGGGGUACGGACUGUGGACCCUAAGACUGGCCGCGAGAUCCCGUACACGUUCGAGGACCGAAUCAACUUUGCCGUGUUCCCUUCCCUGCAAGGGGGCCCCCACAACCACGCCAUCGCCGCCGUGGCUGUGGCCCUGAAGCAGGCCUGCACCCCCAUGUUCCGGGAGUAUUCUCUGCAGGUUCUGAAGAACGCCAAGGCCAUGGCGGACGCCCUGCUGGAGCGGGGCUACUCGCUGGUGUCGGGUGGCACCGACAACCACCUCGUGCUGGUGGACCUUCGGCCCAAGGGCCUGGACGGGGCUCGGGCCGAGCGGGUGCUGGAGCUCGUGUCCAUCACGGCCAACAAGAACACCUGCCCCGGAGACCGGAGCGCGCUCACGCGGGGCCUGCGGCUCGGGGCCCCCGCCUUGACCUCCCGGCAGUUCCGUGAGGAUGACUUCCGCCGAGUCGUGGGCUUCAUCGAUGAAGGUGUCGGCAUUGGCUUGGAGGUGAAGAGCAAGACGGCCAAGCUCCAGGACUUCAAAUCCUUCCUGCUCAGCGACCCAGAAACCAGACAUCAGCUGGCUGACCUCAGGCAGCGGGUGGAGCGCUUUGCCAGGGCCUUCCCCAUGCCUGGCUUCGAGGAGCACUGAAGGCACCGGAGCCGAGGCGCGCAGACGGGGUUUCUUCCUCGCCGCCGCCCGGGUUCUGUGCCAGACUGGGGCAAGCCCCCCGCUUCGUGGAAGAGCCGCUCCCGGUCCCCGCCCACGAUUUGCCGCUGAGCAGAUCUCCUAACAGGACUUAGAAGACGGGGGGCUGUUUGCCAGGACGUCUCCCACCAUCUCAGUGUUACCCGCGCCCUGCUGUCGGGGGAGGGGCGCCGCCCCGUGAGCCAGAGGAAGGACCCGGCACCUCCUUUCCGUUUUUAUCUAAUAAAAUGCUAACCUGCCCUGGGCUUCUGUUACUGUGGGAGGGGGUCCCCGGGGCCCGUGCUGGUCUGUCUCCCCCACUGUGUUUCUCCCUCCCCCCCCACCACCACACGAGGACCCCCGGGGCUGCCGCCUCCUCCCUGUCUCUGAUCAGAGCCGACACCAGACGUGAUUAGCAGGCGCAGCAAAUUCAAUUUGUUAA